GCUCCCACCAGUCUAACUCUUCAAAAAGAAAACCUUUGCUGCUCGACUAUUCCUUUUCCGUCAAUGGCCUUCAAGGUUACUGCCUUCAUCCUAUUCUGUUGUCUUCAUCAUAGCAUAGCUGAAUCCAUGGAGGUAGCACGCAGAGAACCCGUUGUCGAUGCGCCACUUAUCUCCUCCUACAACGACCGCAUAAGACCCUUGCUUGACUGCGUAGAUAAACUGCGUCACUUGAAUAUAGCGCAAGAGGGGAUUCAGCUUCCGACGAUCGUGGUCGUCGGAGACCAGUCCUCCGGCAAGUCCAGCGUCCUGGAGUCCCUCGCCAGAAUCAGCCUUCCUAGAGGACAGGGGAUAUGUACCAGUCCCGCUCAUUAUGCGGCUAAAAAAUAUCCCUAAUCUCAGCGAGCCGGAGCUCCAUCUGGACUUCAACGGGAAGGUUGUUCAAACGGAUGAAGUAAAUGUGGCCGAUGAAAUCGUGCUGGCCACAGAUGAAAUUGCCGGGAGGGGUAAAGGGAUUUCUCGGACCCCGUUAACUUUAACAGUGAAGAAACACGGUGUCCCGGAUUUAACAAUGGUGGAUUUGCCGGGAAUCACUAGGGUUCCUGUCCACGGCCAGCCGGAGGACAUCUACGAACAGAUCUCUGGUAUAAUCAUGGAGUAUAUCACUCCAGAAGAGACGAUUAUUCUUAAUGUGCUGUCAGCCGCCGUCGAUUUUACCACUUCUGAGUCGAUUCGCAUGUCCCAGCAAGUGGAUAAAACUGGGGAGAGGACGCUGGCUGUGGUGACGAAAGUGGAUCUGGCACCCGAAGGGCUUCUGGAGAAGGUUACUGCCGAUGACGUAAAAAUCGGUCUAGGUUACGUCUGUGUUCGAAAUCGAAUUGGGAGUGAAACGUAUGAGGAAGCCAGAAUUGAAGAAGCAAAGCUUUUCCAGACUCAUCCCUUGCUGUCAAAGAUUGAGAAGUCCAUUGUUUCUGUUCCAGUGUUGGCCCAGAAGUUGGUGAGAAUCCAGGCUAAUAUAAUCUCCAAAUCAUUGCCUGAAAUUGUUCGGAAGAUCAACUACAAGCUAACUGCAAUUGUGGCUGAUCUGAACAGAUUGCCUCAAAAUCUCAACACAGCACCUCAAGCUGUGACUGCAUUCUUCCGAAUUCUCAGUGAUUAUGGUGAGUCUCUGAGGAAGAUUCUCAUCAGAGGGGAGUUUGAUGAAUACCCGGAUGACAAGGAAAUGCACUGCACUGCCCGACUGGUGGAAAUGUUGAAUGAUUACUCUGGUGAGCUGCAUGCAUAUUAUUUCAACUUUGAACGCAAUGAUUUCUUGAUGGAUGAAAUCAUGGCCUUGAAGGAAGCCAAGGAGAUUGGGCUGCCCGGUUUUCUCCCACAUGGCAUCUUUCUGAGUGUUUUGCAGAAACGGGUGAAGGGUAUUGCUUCAAUGCCGCAGGACUUCGUUGAUAAGUUUUGGGACUACAUUGAAGGAAUUGUUGUUAAAGUUCUAAUGCAUCAUUCAGACAACUACCCUCAGCUUCAGUCCUCCAUGAGACGGGCUGCCCAAAAUGUGAUUGCCAAAAGAAAGGAGAAAUCUUCUGAUUGGGUGAAGGAAAUCAUUGGAAUGGAGAUGCUGACCGAUUAUUCUUGCAACCCCGAGUACACGACAACGUGGAAAAAACUCUUGGAAAAACAACCCGAGUUCCUUGAGAUUUUGAAUGACAACAGCUCCAAGGGUUCAAAGAUCAUGAGCAUAGAUGGGGAGGAGGUUGAGAUCAGGAAUCUUAGACAUCACGGGGAUGUGGUCAAGGAGGCCUUUGAUCUGAGGAUGAGAGUAAUAGCGUAUUGGAAGAUUGUUACGAUGAGGCUGGUCGAUGCGAUAGGGUUGCACAUUCCUUACAGCAUUAAGGAGCUGGUGGAUGAUAUGGAGGAUGAGAUUGUUGCUGAAGUGAUGGCGCCUCAGGGAGGCGGCAUAGAGCGGAUGUUGGAGGAGUCUCCCAUUGUGUCUGAGAAGCGGCAGCGCUUGACUAACAGUCUAAAACUGCUUAAGGAAUCUAAGGAUGUUGUGGCUAAUAUAAUGGGUCGAAUUGUGCUGAAUAAUGAUGCCAAGUAGUAGUUACCUUUGGAAGCUCUGUGUAGCAUUGUCUGUUGUACGUUGGUUUUGGAUGUUCAUUUAGGACUUAGGAUGUUCUAAAUGAUUGAAUGGAAG
Cuscuta europaea is the source of this 2185-nucleotide messenger RNA. The record is from the annotation of a GenBank genome assembly. NCBI's taxonomy places the organism in Eukaryota, Viridiplantae, Streptophyta, Magnoliopsida, Solanales, Convolvulaceae.